CGGCCGGUGCUCGUGGACGCGCGCACACGCGGAGACGCGGAGCUGCGCGGAGGACGGUCGCACCGACGCCGAGUGGGAGCGUGUGGACACCGCGGAAGGCGUCAUGGUCGUGUCCGUGCGGAGCUGGGUCGCCAACGAGGGAGGAAAGCACUUGGUUCUGAUGCUGUGGUUGGGAGCAAACAGCUGGCUGUUCACAGAGACCUUCCUCUUCUACUACACUGGGAAGCAGUAUCACUACCUCUACAAGAUGCUCGGGCUCGGGCUGUGCAUCAGCAGGGCGUCUGCGUCUGCGCUGAACCUGAACUGCAGCUUGGUGCUGGUGCCCAUGUGUCGCUCCCUGCUCACCUUUGUCAGAGGAACACGCACGGUGUCGAGCAGAAAGACGCGCAGACUGCUGGACAAGAGCAAGACUUUUCACGUGGCCUGCGGAGUCGCCAUCUGCAUCUUGUCUGUCGUGCAUGUGUCUGCCCACCUGGUCAACGUAAUCAACUUCAGCGAGAGCUACUCGGACGAGUUCCCAGCCCUGAAUCUGGCUCGUUACAGAGGGGAGGAUCCCAAGCUGAUCAUUCUCACCACAAUCCCAGGAGUCACCGGCGUCCUGUUGGUUCUCAUCCUCUUCCUGAUGUUCCUGUCGUCCUCACACUGCGUACGCGUCUCACACUAUGAGAUAUUUUGGUACACACACAACCUCUUCAUUGUCUUCUACGUCAUUCUGAUGGUGCACAUGGUCGGGGGGGCUCUAAAGUAUCAGACCAACAUCGAGGCCCAUCCUCCUGGUUGCCUCGAACCCAAUCGGACCAGCACCGAGCGGCAGAGCGAGGAGCUGCAGCAAGGACGAUGCCGAGAGGAGGCUCACUUCCAGCCACACUGCCCCCAGACCUGGCUGUGGGUGUCCGGUCCGCUCUGCCUCUACUGUGCGGAGCGCUUCUUCCGCUACAUCCGGAGCAGUGAUCCCGUCACCAUAGUGACGGUGAUCAGGCACCCCUGUGAUGUCAUUGAGCUGCGUAUGCUGAAGAAGAACUUUGCAGCUCGUCCCGGGCAGUACGUUGUCCUUAACUGUCCAGGCGUCUCUUCGUUUGAGAACCAUCCCUUCACUCUAACAACGUGUCCCACAGAGAACAAGGAAACCUUUGGCAUCCAUCUCCGAGUCGUGGGAGACUGGACUGAUCGCUUCACACAGCUGUUACUUCCUCAGCCGAGGUUGGGCCUGGAAAUCCUUCCCAUGAUGCAACAGAGGCGAUACCCCAAGCUUUAUGUGGACGGUCCAUUUGGAAGCCCGUCAGAGGACGUGUUUAACUACGACGUCAGUUUUUGCGUCGCCGGUGGAAUCGGAGUCACGCCUUUCGCCUGUGUGCUGCAUGCGCUCCUCGAUGGUUGGACGGGUUUCAGGUUGCAGAGGCUGUAUUUUGUGUGGGUCUGCAGAGAGCUCCAGUCGUUCUUCUGGUUUGCAGAGCUGCUGUGUGCCCUUCAUCACAAGCUUUGGAAGGAGAACAGACCAGACUACCUUAAUCUCAAACUGUACGUCAGUCAACCAGAAAACCUGCAGCGCAUGUCUGAGGAAAGAUACCGCCCACUCGCCUCCAGGCUGCUGGUUGGUCGACCCAGGUGGAAGCACCUGUUUGACGAGAUUGGAAGAAGCAAUAAGAACAAGCGAGUGGGAGUCUUCUGCUGCGGACCAAAGGGCAUCUCCAGGACCCUUCACAAGCUGUGCAACUCGGCCCGGUUCCCUGGGACGACCUUUGAGUUCAACAAGGAGUCGUUCAGCUGAGCUUUUACCCAUACGUGCACUUCAGGGUCCAUAUCAUCAACCUUGGACCGGAUGGGUUUUGGUUACUUGAAAUUGUGACGUCCAAGAAGCUUGAAAGAAACUGUGCACAUCUGUGAAGACAAAUGAGACAUACACUCACGGGUUGUACACCAUUAAUAUAAUGGUGAUAAUAUACAGUCUUGAGUCUUCUAGUUUUCUAUACACAGAUACUGUUUUUAAAUUGCUCUUGGAUUUCAUCAUUUACCCUGACUAUUGCCUUUUGUCCUGCUGGCGUCUAAUGGGAGCACGAGCAAAGGCUCUGACACUACUACUUAAAGUUUGCACCUACAAACAUAAUAAGAUAAUUCAAUGAGAAAUAGAAAAGGCAAUUAGUCUCUCAGACACACAGUGACUUGAAUAACAGUAAAACAAAACAGUGCCCUGUUCAGCUUAUCUAUGUUUAUACCAAGCAAACCUACACUACACCUCAAAGCAGUAUUUCUAGUUGUUGUUUUGUUAAGUUAUUUGUAUGUUUAGAACUCAUUUAAUGUAAUCUGAAACCUCUGACAAAGGGCAUAUGGCAAUAUGCUGAUUUACACAAGGAGGAUAGUGGUUAUAAAAAAUUUCUACGUCUGACACCAGGUUUAAGUUACUCUCCGGUCUCAAUAUAAUAAUAAUUUUAAAAAAACCUCCACACUGGAAACACUAGGAAUCAAACUCUUGAUAUUCCUCAUUUUCAUAACUGCACCUACUGUACUAUUUCACCACCUAUUUAGCCUAUAUGUAUUUAGCAUUUGAAAAAUACAAAUAUUCAAAUGUUAAAUUGUUUGUGUAUUUGUAUCUUGUUCUUUUUAAAGAACAAAACCAAAUCUGAAAUAAAGUAUUUUAUAUUUAUUA
Betta splendens (Siamese fighting fish) is the source of this 2644-nucleotide messenger RNA. RefSeq names its product NADPH oxidase 4. Bases 104 to 1768 code for a protein of 554 amino acids. Gene Ontology annotation, biological process: defense response; superoxide anion generation. Gene Ontology annotation, cellular component: plasma membrane; NADPH oxidase complex. Lineage: Eukaryota; Metazoa; Chordata; Actinopteri; Anabantiformes; Osphronemidae. The transcript is spliced from 18 exons. Gene Ontology annotation, molecular function: superoxide-generating NAD(P)H oxidase activity. The record is from RefSeq and is a predicted model, not a curated record.